UGUCAUAUCUCACUAAAUUUCGUCGUAGCGCAGACUUGUUGUGGUCUUGUCUUGUGGUGGUCAGAGUUUUCGAUUUUUGCUUAAUCACUAUUGUGUAAAUCUAUCAAUAUAAAAGCACAUUUUUACGUCAUUGCUUAGUAAUAGCUCUGUAAACCUUGACUCGUCCACCUACGUCUACAAGAGUACGAUACACUACUACGUCUACAAGAAUACCAUAAGAAACAAGACAAUGGAGUUUCCUCAUAUUGGCAAGAAUUGUUCUUACAAAUCUUGUAAUAAACUGGAUUUCUUACCUAUGAAAUGUGGCACUUGUCAUGAAUUAUUUUGCUCUGAUCAUUUUGCAUAUGCAAAACAUGAGUGCCCUGAGCCAAAUACUCGGGAUGUGCAAGUACCAGUGUGUCCUCUAUGUAGUGCUCCGGUCCCAGGCAGACGAGGUGAGCCUCCGGAUGUGGCUGUCGGAGCACACAUAGACAACCAAUGUACCUCGGACCCUGCAAGAGAGAGGAGAAAUAAGGUGUUCACAAACAAAUGUUCGUACUCGGGCUGCAAGACGAAGGAGAUGGUGGCGCUGGUGUGCGCGGCGUGCACGCAGAACUACUGCCUGCGACACCGGCACGCUCAGGAUCACCAAUGCGAGGGCCGGCUGGCCGCCAAGCGGAGGCAGGCUGCGACGGCGGCAAUGGCGCGUCUGAAAGCCGCUGAGAACAGAGUAACCCCUCCCCCCGCGCCGGUUACCUUCACGCAAGUGCAGGGGAACAUGACGGAAGACGAAGCGUUGGCGCACGCAUUGGCGCUGUCCCUACAAGACCAGAAUUCCAAUAUUCACGAGCGGGACAAUAAUUUCGCGCGAGCCCUCUCCAGGCAGAGGGUGGGGGGAGAACAGAAUUCCAGGUGUAGCGUGUCUUAGUUCACCUGUAAUAUUACAUGGGACCACCAUUAUUAACUUACCCCGAGCGAUAUUAUAUACUUGAAAUGGCGUUAUAUAAUGUCGUCCGGGGCUUAAACGGUUAAGUUAGUGUUGCCGCUCGAUACCUCACUAUCGAUAGCUCCUAAUUAGGACAUUAUUAUUAUCGAUAGUGUUCAUUCUGGGCUAUCGAAUGUUCUAGACGUUAGUCUGUAACAGCUAAAGGUAUGAUUAGUACGAAGUAUUCAAUCAUACCUUUAGCUGUUUUAGUUAUAUUUGCUAUAUGUAAUUUCUUUAUAUUUCUUUAACAAUAAACAUUUCGAUUGUUUAUUAUUUGAAGUUACAGUAGCAUCAAAACUAUCGAUAGUGUUGGUUCUUCACAGCUAGCGAUACUGUCCAAAGCACUGCAUCCUAUGAUUUUCAAGCUUAGCUGUCGAUAGUGACAUUAUCGAUUUUGGUAACACUAUAUUAAACCGUGUACAGACUUGCGACAGCCUCUACAAACAAAUGAACGUGCCGUGUGUGCCUAACCUUAUGCCUGUCUCAGGUGCGUACACGGCUUUAUUUCUGGCAACUUGUUAAUAAGGAAUUGACAAACAACAGACAAACAUGAUUAUUUUUUCCUAACGACAAAAUUUACUUUAUCCGCUUGCCGACUUACGAUAAAGUUUAAAGGCCACACGCAUGUAUAUUUAUGCGCUAUAACAAGUCACAAAAUAUGACCCUUAUUAAUCAUUAAUAAUAAGGGUCAUUUUUUAUGAUCAAACAAGUUAUUUUCCUGACAAAACUACUAUGAAUGAACAAUGAAUCACGUAUUCACGGAAACGUCGUUAAUGUUAUUGGAUUUAAUGACAUCAGAUAUAAAUUUCAGUUAAUAAAAAAAAAGUUAUUUUGGUUAUUAUUGAAAAUUAUAAUAAGAUAGUGAGUAGACCGAAAAUGGUUACAACGCCGGUGCCAUUUUCAGUGUUCAUUCAUUGAAUACAUAAUGGAAAGACAGAAGAAAUAAUAAAAUAAAAAAAAACAUACAAAUUGGCGUUAAAAGAAAGAUUCCAACCCAUUCUUAAUAAAUAAUUUAAUUCAUAAUUUCUGUUGUUCAAAUAUUUCUUCUUAGUCGAUCGGUCAUGACCAACCCGAACAAUAAAAAUACUAAAAAUAUAAAUUAACUUUUGGUGUCUUUGGGUACUGUAUUUUGAAAUCAUUCUUUAAUAACACCGAUUUGUAUGUACUCAUGUUUUUUGCAUUAAUAAUUAAUAUUAAUUAAAAAUAUUAUUUUCUUUCUUCCCAUUAUCCCGGCUCCAGACAAACGCGGAUCAGUUCGUCAAACUGCCGGGUUCGGCAUACAUUCCUGCGUUAAACAAAAGUACUCAUACAAACUACGCAAUGUUCAACAUUCGCGCCGGCACUUGCCAGAGUUCGUGCCGGCAUUACGUGUUUGAUAUAUUUUUUAGUCUGUGUUGCUUUUCCUGUUGAAUUGAUCGUUUUUUGGGACGCUUUAGUUUGAUAGUACCUGUAGAUGUUCGAUUUUUGUUUUAAAGAAUUGAUAGAUAAGAAUAAACAUAUCGGUGCGAAUUGUUAUAAUAUUAGUUACGUCGAUUUACCAAUGUCAUAUAGGCUGGUAUAUAAAUAACCUUUCUGAGUAACUGUGUGUAUAAACAAAACAAGCUAAAUUUAUUAAUUUCAGCCUGCCUUUAAUUAAACUAUUAUUUUAUAAAAAAUAUACUUUAAGCUAAAGUAUGUUUUGUCUUUCUUUCAUUCCAUUGUUAAUAAUUAAUUUAAUUCAUAAUUUCUGUUGUUCAAAUUGUUCUAAUAUUAUAAAUGCGAAAGUUUUAGCUGUGAAAGCGAAACAGACAGACAGAUAUCUGUCUGUUCCGCUUUCACAGCUAAACUGCUGAACCGAUUUUGAUGAGUUUUGGAAUGCAUGUAGUUAACACAUUGACUGCUGCCCGCCUGAAUGCAUGAUGCGUACAUUUUCCUAAGAACGAAAAUACGCAGCGUAUGUUUUCAGCACUCCAAAGUGUACACAUAUACUUACAUAUUUUAUUAUAAAAUCCCCUAAUGAUGGGGGUUGAUUUUUGAAAUAAAUAGUAGUCUAUUGAUAUAAUGAGAGGCGAAAGUUUAUACGAAAAUCGUGUCUGUUCCGCUUUCGCAGAGAAAUUACACGCGGACAAAACAAAAAGCUAGUUUCUUUAUAUUGUUUAUUAUUAUAAAGUGCGCAGUGGCAAAACAUACUUGAGUUUAAAAUAUGCUUUAACAUGUUUAUGAAUAAGACGGUUAUACUCUUCUCAUCACAUUGUAUCCAAAGUUUUUAACUUUUUGAAUUAUAUAAAGCUGAGAGCAAACGCACAUUAUUAUAAUGUUGUAACACCACAAAAACAUGAUUGUCAAUACAUUUGUCCAAAACUUUUCAUGUUACGAUUAAUCAAUCUGUGUAUUUAUUUUAAGCUAAUCACCAUGUCUCAAAUUUCAUGUGUUUUUGUGGUGAUGCAAGCGAGAAUUUUAAUUCAGACAAGUUGCUAUGCGAUGCAUCAUUUUCAUACUUGCUAUAGGUACCUUCCCUAUACUCUGCUAUAGACGACACAUAUUUUUUGAUAUGUACAAGGCUUUUGUAAAACAACUUUAGGACAACCAGAAGUAGGUAGAUGAAAUUUAUCUUGCAAGAUGUCAUUACAAACAUAAAAUGAAACAUGUAAAAUAAAUAUACUUACAGAUAUCGCAUUUUCGUGUUUCUCUCUUGCAGUAAUCCAUUAUGCUUUUGUCUGAAUUAAAAUAUUUUUAGUAAUAAAUAUGAGACGACACCUAGCUUUGUGCUGUGUUCACAUUCGAAUUAAGAAUUAAUAAUUUUAAAAUGUUCACUAUUUUUGAGAUAAUUGUUAAUACAUAAAUAUUCCAUUACAA
Messenger RNA from Plodia interpunctella (Indianmeal moth), 3799 nucleotides. Its product is annotated as AN1-type zinc finger protein 2A-like. The coding region runs from base 230 to 907 and encodes 225 amino acids. Gene Ontology annotation, cellular component: cytoplasm; endoplasmic reticulum. The transcript is spliced from 6 exons. Lineage: Eukaryota; Metazoa; Arthropoda; Insecta; Lepidoptera; Pyralidae. Gene Ontology annotation, molecular function: zinc ion binding. Gene Ontology annotation, biological process: proteasome-mediated ubiquitin-dependent protein catabolic process; protein targeting to ER. The record is from RefSeq and is a predicted model, not a curated record.